Messenger RNA from Dromaius novaehollandiae (emu), 3937 nucleotides. RefSeq names its product family with sequence similarity 110 member D (gene FAM110D). The transcript is spliced from 3 exons. The coding region runs from base 2199 to 3374 and encodes 391 amino acids. NCBI's taxonomy places the organism in Eukaryota, Metazoa, Chordata, Aves, Casuariiformes, Dromaiidae. The record is from RefSeq and is a predicted model, not a curated record.
CUGCAUGUGGAACAAAACCCGACAGUCUCGCGUCGCUGCUGGCCAGUGCUGGAGCUCUGAGAAAAACAUCAGCUCAGGAGAGACAGGAUAAAACUGUAAGAACUGCUGAGGGGUUUGGAGAAGGCAUCUGAUGCUGGCUGCCAUUGAGCACAGGACCUUGGGUUGAACAGGCUGGAUCUGGACUAGCAAUUCCCAAAGGUCUUAAUGGCUUUGCUGCUUUGCAGAAGUAGGGCCUCACAAGGUGUCCGGAGCUGCCUGCUUCUGGGCUUCACCCGGGCUCGCGCGGCGGCCGCUUCCAGGCGAGCCAAGCUGCCCGCUCGGGGGGCAAAGCUGCAGCCGGGGGAGAGGACACCAGAGUCCAGCUGCGGCACGGAGAGGGAUUUGUCAAGGGUGGAGCAGAGCGCGCUUUGCAACGCUCCUGGUUACCUUAGUUGAAAAACAAGGGGACUUGGAGCAUCCAAGUGGCCCUAAGACAUAAAUGCCACCCAAUGCGUUUAUAAGGGGUUGAUCAGUGGGGCUGAUAACUCCCGGGGAGUCAGUGCUGCUCAAAGUGACAAAACCUGCCUGUUUAGCCUUCCCUUUGGGUCUGCGAGGGGUUUUUCACUGAUUACCGGGGGGCUGGGCCCUUCGUUGGACGGGGCGGUGGGUACGGAUGCUCUCCCGAGUCCCGGUCAGCGGCACUGGUUUUCCCUACCGCCUGGCCAAGGGGAGCGGGAGCUGCCCGGGUUGUCGAUGCCUCUCACGCUGCCCCUUCGUGGGUCCUGCCCGCAUCCCGCUCGCAGCGCAGGGGCCGCGGAGGCGCCGGGUCGAGGUGCCUCGCAGGAGCAGCCCGCGUCCGCUGGCAGGAGGUGAAUGGAGGCUGCCCUUCCUCACCCGGGUCCUUACCAGAACGGCGGGCCGAGUUCCAGCUCGGAAAAUCAUCCCGUCCUCACAAACAGUGAUUCACGCUGCCUGGACGAGGGGCCAGGCUGUCGAGAACGAGGUACUUUGCUCUCGAGUCGGCUGCCCUCUUCCCGGAGGGGAUGCGUCCCGGUCCUGGCACGGAUUGCUCAGGCUCUCGCCCCCGUUUCCCCGUCUUCCUCUGCAGGGUCGUUUGCUCUGUCGUGGCUGUUUGUUGCUCUCUGGCCCGGGUUUGUCCCUUCCUUGCUUUCCCAGGGGUUUGUCCGGUGCUGGCAGAGCUCGGAUGAGCCGCGGCCUCGGAGACCUUGCUGCAGCCCUGCUUUGAGCCUCCGUUUCUGCCCGUCCUGGGGCGCUGGCCCAGGCUGCCUUCCCGGCACCGGCGCCUGCACAGGGAGGUGCAGGGACCCAGCUGGCCCCAGUUCCCGGCACCGCUGCUGGUGCUCCAGGAAGGAGCUGUCUGGGGGGAAAGGCAGCGCUCAGGGCCGGCUCCCCUUUCUGCCGGGGAUGGAGCAUCCCGGGCUGCUCCGUCCCUUCCAGAGCCUCCUUGUCCCCCAGCCCUGCUAGGGGCAUCGCUACGGCACGGCCAGCCGCAGCCCGGGCUGCUCCGAGCGGAGCCAGCGUGCGACUGCGGGAAUAGGGGGUUUGUACGGGCACGUAGGCCUGGGGACAAAAGCCACUGACGGUGACAAGCGCCCGUAACCCGUUUGCACCCCGGCUGGCUGCAAGGGGACGCGUGAAGCUGGCGGGGCCGUAGGGAGCACUCCGGGGUUUCCGGGUCCUGCACCACGAGGAGCUGGGACCAGGGCGAAGCCUUCGCCCUCCAGCGCGUGCCCCAGGCCUUGGCAGCCCCCCAGCAGGCACGGGGAGGGGGGGACAGGGGUGGUGUGCGGUGCUGAGGGGCUGUUUCCCCCCAGGAACACACAGCUCUCUGGGAAGGGGAGAGGGCAGAGGUAAAAAUAACCCCUGGGCUGGCUCCAGUCGCUUGCGGCUUCCUGCAAUUUACUGCCCUUCCCGGAGGAAGAGGAGGCAGGAACCUGCCUGGCCCGGAGCUCGCUUUGACCCUUUCACCGCCGACGGGGAAGGCGCUGGAAGGACCUUUCUUUGCUCCUUUUCCCUCCCCAGCCGCUGGUUUGGGGUCUGGCCGAGGAAGCGAGGGUGCCUGUGACGUCCCGGGGCCGGCGAGGUGCGGGGGGGCUGCGCAGGAUCCCUGGGGAAGGGGACCCGCCGCGGGCCGGGGCCCUCCCUCCCCUCCGGGCAGAGGGGUCAGCGCUGGCGGGCGCGCGGCACGGCGCGGGUUAAUGACGGGGCCGGGGUGGAAGGGGUUAACAGGGUGGCUCUUCCUCGCCGUGUUUAUGAGGCUCCUGCUGGCUCUGGGCUCAGUUUGCUGCUGGCGGCCGGAGGGACGGGAACAGGGACGGACAGAGCGCGGCAGGCUGGGAGCAUCCCUGCGUGGUCCCGGCAGCCGAGCUCGGAGCUCCUCCGCGGCACCCGGAGCCGGCCCGUGGGCCAUGGUGCCCCUCGGCAGCCCCCCGCCGCCGCCGGCCCCCGGACGCCGCUUCUCGGCCCCGGGGCUGCUGCACCGGGGCCCCGGCUACCUGCGGGAGCAGCUGCGGGGCGGCAGCGGGGCCCGGGCACCCAGCGCGGCCGAGCGCCUCGAGGCCGACAAGGCCAAGUACGUCAAAUCCCAGCAGGUCAUCAACAGCCGGCAGGAGCCGGCGCUGCUGGGCUGCUCGCCCCGGCUCUCCCCGCGCGGCCGCCGCCGCCUCGCCCUGCAGCAGCGUCACGAGCUGUGCCAGGGCUCGGAGCUCAGCCGCGACGGCUCCAGGAAGCUGCCGUGCCCCCAGUCGCCCGUGUCGCGCAGGGGGGGCGGCCGGCGCCUGCUGAGACCCGACUCGCUCAUCAUUUACCGGCAGAAGCGGGACUGCCCGGCGGCGAACAAGGAGAACGCCAAGGGCUCGGGGCUGGUGAGGCGCCUCUUCCAGGGGCCGCUCAGGGACAAGCCCCCCAGCUCGCCCGCGGCCCCCCUGCGCCCCAGCACCCCCAUGCUGUGGGUGCCCGAGGAGGAAGAGGAGGCGAGGAAGCAGGGCGCGAGCAGCAGCAUCUUCCCGCAGCCGCCGCCGGGCUCCCCCGGCCCCGCCAAGCAGGCGCUGGGGCUCCGCGUCUCCCUGCCGCUCUCGGAGAAGGAGCGUUUCUUCAACUACUGCGGCCUCGACCGGGCGCUGGUGGAGCUGCUGGGGCGCGAGCGCUUCGGGCCGGCGGGCUGGGACGCCGAUGCCGCCCGGCCGCCGGGCUCGUGCGAGUCGGAGCCCAGCCGGGCGUCGCGGGGCAGCGGGGAGGACGCGGAGCCGGGCGAGGAGGAGCCGGGCGCCAGGCUCUGCGCCGCCGUCUCCGUGGUGGAGCGCAACGCCCGCGUGAUCAAGUGGCUCUACGGCUGCCAGCGAGCCUGGGCGGCAGCCAAGGAGUCCACGGUCUGAGGAGCCCGGUGAAGACGCGCCGGCUGGAUACGGCCCGUGGCACCGGCUGCUCCCCUGGACCGUGCACUGCGGGGUGGCUGCUGCUGCGGCUGGGAGAGACACCAGGUCUACCCGCAGGGAAACUGAGGCACUGCAGCUGGACCCUGCAUGCCGGGGAAGAGCGGGCAGAUGGUUUCAUGCCCUUGGAGACUGGUCUGAGCCCGGAAAGGACUGCGUUUUGGGGUGUGGAUGCUCAGAUGAGCGUGACGGGGGUGUCCAAAGGAGGAAAGGGCUGUGAGAUCCCCCCGUGGGUGACUCCAGCGGGCUGGAACCCCUCUGCCAGGUCCUCUGGCCCCUGUUGGGUGCUGCCCAGCUCCUGCGCAGGGUGCUGGGAGAGGGCAGCGCCCCGUCAGCUGCAUGGCUGCUCCGUUGCGGAGCCAGGCGCGGUCCGGGGUGGUGGGCAGAGCCUGAGCCCCCACCACAGGCAGCGCCCGGCUGGUCCCCUUCCCGCCAGGCUCAGCGGAUCCGAGGGGAAAGGGCUGCGCGGGAUCAGGGCGGCGUCAAUAAACCUGCCUGCGUUUGCA